Molecule: messenger RNA, 237 nt
Organism: Phytophthora sojae
Lineage: Eukaryota; Oomycota; Peronosporomycetes; Peronosporales; Peronosporaceae
Exons: 1
Source: RefSeq, a predicted model, not a curated record
AGUUUUCGAAAACGUGUCUCGGAGAUAAGUCCCUCUUUCCUGGCGUACUUUCGCCGAUCCUGGGAUAAGUGCAGCGAGCGCUGGAGUAACUAUGGCCGUCGGCAACGAUUUACUGCUGGCAACACCACGGCCAACCGGAUUGAGUCUAGUUGGGGGCAGAUUAAACAACUUCUCCGAAAAAAAGUGAGCAUGGACAAGUGUUUGAAAGUUAUCUUUCAGCAUCAGGCAUUGGUCUUG